CUGCGCUGAUUGGUCGGAGAGCCUCGAACGAUCCGCUCGAAGUUCGCGCAGAGGAAGGAAGGAGGUGAAUAAACCGCGGAGUGUUUUUAACUGACGGUCUGUCUUUGCUCUGCGGACCUGAUUGAAGCAGCAGAAAUCUGCACUUUUUUCUAAACUCCUCUGUCGGUAAUUGGUUAAUUAAUAUCUGAAGAUUUGGUGAAGGCAUCAUCAUCAUCAGCAGCAGCAGCAGGAUGGGAGGAGGAGGGCAGAAGGAGGAGGCAGGAGAGCCAGGCAGCGGGAAGGCUGCAGGUGUUUACACCUGGGAGGAGGUGCAGAAGCACCGCAGCAGGAGAGACCAGUGGCUGGUGGUUAACAGGAAGGUUUAUAACAUCAGCCAGUGGGCCAGAAGGCAUCCAGGAGGCUCUCAUGUCAUCGGCCACUAUGCAGGAGAGGAUGCUACGGAAGCUUUCACAGCUUUCCAUCCGGAUCAAACGUUUGUUCAGAAGUUUCUAGAGCCUCUGCAGAUUGGAGAGUUGGCAGAAACAGAGCCGAGCCAGGACGGAAACAAAGAUGCCGCCAUCAUACAGGAUUUUAAAAUGCUACGCAGUGAGUUGGAGAAGGAGGGUCUCUUUAGAGCAAAGCCGUUAUUCUUCUGCCUCCAUCUGGGUCACAUCCUGCUGCUGGAGGCGCUGGCCUGGAUCAUGGUCUCCUACUGGGGGACGAGCUGGACUCUCACCUUACUCUGCGCCGCCAUGUUGGCAACUUCUCAAGCGCAGGCUGGAUGGCUGCAGCAUGACUUUGGGCACCUUUCUGUCUUCAACAAGUCCAAAUGGAAUCAUCUGGUCCAUAAGUUUGUCAUUGGACAUUUAAAGGGAGCUGCAGCCAGCUGGUGGAAUCACCUGCAUUUUAAUCACCACGCCAAACCUAAUGUCCUGAGCAAGGAUCCUGAUGUCAACAUGUCAGGCAUCUUUGUUCUGGGAUCCGUUCAACCUGUGGAGUACGGCAUCAAGAAGAUCAAACACCUGCCCUACAAUCACCAGCACCAGUACUUCUUUCUAUUGGGGCCGCCGCUGCUCAUCCCAAUCAUCUUCAACCUGCAAGUAUUGCAUGUCAUGAUUUCUCGCCGGAACUGGGUGGAUCUGAUCUGGUAUUUGUCCUUCUACGCCCGAUUCUUCUCCUGUUACCUUACGCUUUAUGGCUUCUUUGGCUCGGUGGCUGUCAUCAUGUUUGUUAGAUUCCUGGAGAGUCACUGGUUUGUUUGGGUGACUCAGAUGAAUCAUCUCCCCAUGAAUAUAGAUCAUGAAAAGCGGCGAGACUGGCUGACGAUGCAGUUACAGGCCACAUGUAACAUCGAUCAGUCCUUCUUCAACGACUGGUUCAGCGGACACCUCAACUUUCAAAUCGAGCACCAUUUGUUUCCAACAAUGCCGAGGCACAACUACCACCUGGCGGCCCAGAGAGUCCGCGCUCUGUGUGACAAACACGGGAUCCCCUACCAGAAGAAAAGUUUGUGGCGAGGAAUGACUGAUAUUGUCAGCUCACUGAAGACGUCCGGCGAUCUCUGGCUUGAUGCUUAUCUUCAUAAAUGAUGAGGUGUUUUUAAAUGGAAAAGUCUUCCUUUAGAUUAAAUUCCUGCCAUGUUUUAAAGUAAACAACAGCAACAAGCAUCAGACUAAUUUUCCUUUCUGUAGACAGUGUAGUUGAUGGACUGAGAACAUCCUUAAAGCUUUUGGGAUUUUCAAUUCUCCUUACUGACACAUGUUUUAUUUAAAAUAAGUAUUUGUUAAUUUGUUAAUUUUCUACUAUAUUCCGAUUAUUCCUGUUAAUUUCUCUGACAUAAAAAAGUCAAAUGUAAUAAAAUCUCACAAUGAUCA
Messenger RNA from Cyprinodon tularosa, 1853 nucleotides. RefSeq names its product acyl-CoA Delta-4 desaturase-like. Gene Ontology annotation, molecular function: oxidoreductase activity, acting on paired donors, with oxidation of a pair of donors resulting in the reduction of molecular oxygen to two molecules of water. The transcript is spliced from 13 exons. NCBI's taxonomy places the organism in Eukaryota, Metazoa, Chordata, Actinopteri, Cyprinodontiformes, Cyprinodontidae. The record is from RefSeq and is a predicted model, not a curated record. Gene Ontology annotation, biological process: lipid metabolic process. The coding region runs from base 231 to 1568 and encodes 445 amino acids. Gene Ontology annotation, cellular component: membrane.